AAACAUUCACGAGAAAGAAAAAUUUUAAUUUGUUUACGGAAGUAUAAACACAAGUCACUGCAUUCAAAUUUUGCAACUUUUUUUCAAAACAUUCUAUUUACUAACAAACUAUAUGAAUUUCCUACCAUAUAUCCAAAGCAAAUCUCCAACUUUCAACAACAAUAUAUGAAGUUCCGUUGUACAUCACAAUAUGUGGAAACUUUUAUGAGAACUUUUUCAGUAUCUAUUACUAAAAAUUAAUGCAAUUUGGUACGGCUGAACUUAUCUUAUAUUGAGAUUCUAGCAGCUGAAUAGGGACAGUAAUUUUCGAAGCCUAUGUACUUGCUGCUGUUUGCGAAACAAAACAUCGCAAUUAACAAAAAAAGAAUUUGUAGUUCUCUGCAGAAUUUUUAGUAUCAUAAUCUGAAUUAUUUUAUAUAUCAAGAGAGAUAAAAUGGCAUACUGUGCAGCAAUAAACUGCAAAAGUAAAAUAGGAGAAGAUCCUGCAAAAACGUUUCACAGAUUUCCAUUGUGGAAUCCUCCUUUAUUAGAAAAGUGGCUGUCAAAUCUUAAACGUACUGAUUUCUGGAAACCUGCAUCUACUUCUGUACUUUGUUCUGAUCAUUUUGAAGAGAGUUGUUUCGACCAAAUUGGAAAUGUGAAGCAUAUUAGAGGAGAUGCAGUUCCAACUUUAUUUUUUAUAGAUGACAAGCCUCAGUCGGAAAAUUCUAAUGAAUCCCUUGAAAAGCCACAAAUCGUUAGUGUUAUAUCUUUGGAUAAUCUUUUCAAAUCUUCAUUAAAUAAGGGAGCUGAUCCUCUUCGAUUGUUUCAUGAGAAGAUUGAAGAAAUUUGCAAACAAAAGAAAGAAGCAGAAAGGAAAAAAAUAAUACUGCAGCUGUUACUUUCUUUCAAGCGUUUUUCAGUUAAUCAGCAAAAAAUUAAAUUAGUCCUGAAUCGAUCAAGGAUAUUGAGAAGAAAAAUGAUGCAGACUGCUAUGAUUAUGAUACUUCUAACACAAAAACAAUUUGCAAUUAAUAGCUGAUGAUUCCUGAUUAGAUUCUUUUAUAAAGUGCCUUAAUCACCAGCCUUUGCUCCUAAUCAGUCAUCGCACUUUCAUUGAAAAUACCAUCAUUUAGUCAUCAUCAUCACUAUUUUCUAACCUAGUUGUUAUUAUUUCAAGGAAAUGUAGUUUCAGAUGAAAUCUUUCCAUUAGGGAAAGAUUUAUUACCUCUGAAGCAGACAAAUGUGACCAUCAGAUAAUACAGAAUGAGUGUUUAUUUAGAAAUCCCUCGUUUCCAAUUAAUUUUCCCUAUAAAAUAAUUAUAGACAACAAUUUAAGUGUUUAAAGUAAAUUAAAAAUAAGCUUAAUUACUCUUAAUUACCAAUAAUUGUAAUUAUAAAAUAUCAUGAUUUAUUAAUAUAUUUGAAAGAAUGUCAAUGCUGACUAUAAAAUUGCUAAAGAAUAUAUCAAUGUAUUUUAAUAUUCAUGCAGUGAUAUUUGUUACAUAUAUUCAUAUUGGAAUAUAACUAUAAAAAUCAAAUUCAUAUAUUAGUAAUAAACAAAGUAUUAUAAAUAAUCUGUAGUAACUUCAUUUUAUUUGGAUUCUGAAGAGAUUUGACGUUCCAACAUGUUAAGUCUAAUGUUUUAUAAUCAAGUUGAUAAGUGUAAUAUUUUGUGGUUAUCUAAUGCAGCAGUAGAUGAUCAGUUUGUGAACAUAAUUCAUUCAAAAAUUAUAUUUGUUAAUCAGUCAUUGAUUUAUUAUAGCUUUCUGUGGAAUGGAAUAAGAUUAAUUUAUUCUGAAGAUCCUUUAAAAACAAUUAAAUUAUUCUUAACUAAAUUUACAUAUGUGAUUUUCUCAUGUGUAAUUUUUUCUGCUUGAACUUUCUUAAUUACAUUUUUCUUAGCAAAGAUUGAGUAUUUUAUUAUUCUGUUCAUAUCAUUCUGCUUAAUCGCAUCUGACAUCAAAUUUCUUUCUUGGCUUUUAUCUAUGGUUUUGUUUCUAUAAUAAACUUUGUUUUCACUUCCCGGCUUUUUUAAGAGAUUAUAAUAUGGUAGGAUUUUUAAUGAAAAAUUCCAAAGCAUACUUUAAAAAAUUCAAUGCUAGAAAAUGAUUAUGUAUUCAUUAUCUAAGUAUAAAAAUCUUCUACAAAAAAGUUUUUAAUCUACUUUAUUCAUUGUAUAGACCUGUUCAUUAACUAAUCAUCCACAUUAUUUUAUGAUUUAUAUAAUCUGAUUUAUUUAAUUUAGUACUUAUGGUACUGGACAAUUUUCUGAUUACACAUUUUACUUAAGAUUCUAGAAAAGAAACCAUAAUUGGUGAAAAUCACCAUUUAUUGGUGAUUUGUCAUGAAGGCUGUAAAUAUCAACUAUUUUAUUUUAAAGCUGAAGAUCUGGAAAUUUUACCUUUCCAUCUGUGGAUUGCUGUAUAAUAUUUCAAAUGACAGCAAAUGUUAAACAUUUAAAUAUUUCUAAAAGGCUCUAAAUUAUAUGAUCAUAAAUUUUGGUGUGUUUCCUUUCUUUUUUGUUCCUGUUCUACCCUCCCCCCUUCCCCCUUUAAAAUUAAAUUUUUAUUAGUUUGUAUUGCUUUUAAAGUGUCACUAUCAAAUAACAUAUCUAGAUCCAUGUUGAAAAAAAAAUUGAUCAUGCCUUAAAAUUUUUUGAAAAAUUGAAAUUCUCAGGAAUUGUCUCAUUAUUAAUGAAAUUUUGUAAUUUAUGUAGAUUUAAAAUUGCUUUUAUUAAAAAAAUAUGCAAUAAAAUUUUUUAUAACAAUACACAUCAAAAUGAC
Argiope bruennichi is the source of this 2765-nucleotide messenger RNA. RefSeq names its product THAP domain-containing protein 1-like. The transcript is spliced from 6 exons. Lineage: Eukaryota; Metazoa; Arthropoda; Arachnida; Araneae; Araneidae. The record is from RefSeq and is a predicted model, not a curated record. The coding region runs from base 434 to 1021 and encodes 195 amino acids.